AUGGACUUUGCAGCCCUCAUGUCCAAGGAGCUGGACAAGUCCAAGAAGCCCACUUCCACAGCAGCAGCCUCCUCCUCAUCGAAAUACAUCAAACGAGCCGACGUCGAAGCGAAGCGCAGGGAAGACUACCUGGCAGAACAAGCCCGCGUCGAGGCCGAGCGGGAAGCCAAGGCCGCCGCGAAACGCAAGCGCGAAGAAGACGACGCGGCAGAGAACAAGAUCCGCGAGGAGAAGCGACAAAAGCUCGCCGAGGAGUCACGGCUGCGGCGCGAGGAAAAAGAAGCCGAGGAAGAACGCGCGCGGCGGAAGCGGCUGGGGCUGCCCGAGCUCGUCAAGGCCACGGCCGAAGACGACGACGAUGCCGCCGUCGAAGAGGGCAUGGAGGACAUCCCCGACGGACAGCUCGCGGAGAAGCUGCGCGCGCUGGGCGAGCCGGCGACGCUCUUUGGCGAUGGCCACGGCGCGAGGCUGAGGCGGUACAGGCGGCUCACGACGGUGGUGACAAAGGGCCCCAUCCCGACGACGCUGCAGCUCGUGGAGGAGAAGGACAUGAAGGUGGACGCGGCCGUGCCCAAGGACAAGGAAGGUCGGCGGUGGCUGUUCCGCCAGCUGGCUUCCUACUUCACCAUGGUCCUGGCCGAGUACGAAAAGGCAAUGGAGGCGGAACGACGCGACACAACGGCGAGCAAGACGGCGUACAGCGCCAUGGUUCAGAGCCGCGAAAACCUCAAGCCGCUCUUCCGCAAGUUCGAAAAGUACGACCUCGACAACGACCUCCUCGCGCCCAUUAUCGAAAUCACUCCUGGGCGUGUCCCGGAUCGCGAAUCCGGAUGGAACUCGAACGGUGGUUGA
This is a messenger RNA of Colletotrichum lupini, 852 nucleotides long. Its product is annotated as Prp18 domain-containing protein. Gene Ontology annotation, biological process: generation of catalytic spliceosome for second transesterification step; RNA splicing. NCBI's taxonomy places the organism in Eukaryota, Fungi, Ascomycota, Sordariomycetes, Glomerellales, Glomerellaceae. The record is from RefSeq and is a predicted model, not a curated record. Gene Ontology annotation, cellular component: U2-type post-spliceosomal complex; U5 snRNP; U4/U6 x U5 tri-snRNP complex. Bases 1 to 852 code for a protein of 283 amino acids. The transcript is spliced from 3 exons.